GGCAUGCAGAUGGCCUGCCCCCGGCGGACGCCAACGGCAAAUCGGAUCCCUUUUGUAGCGUGCAGCUGGUGGGGAAGCCCUUCUCCAGGUCUUCGACCACCAUUAAAGCCCGGACGCUGGAUCCUGUUUGGAACGAGACACUCACAGACAAGCACCGCUACGAAGUUGGCGAUGCGAUCUCCUUCAAGGUUUGGGACUACGACAAAGCCGGAGGAAACGACCUCCUUGGCGAGUACGUUCUGGAGGGUCCUCACUUCCACAAGCCAGGAGGCUUUGAUGGGGAGUUGAACCUCCAGUGCCCCGACCCCAAGUAUGCGCCGGUGCUGAGCGUGAAGAUCCUCGUAAGGGAGCUGGAGGAAGCUGCCCAGGUGUCUGCAUCUGAAGCCACGGAAGCCGAAGAGGCCGAGGCCUGA
Messenger RNA from Symbiodinium sp. CCMP2456, 413 nucleotides. The record is from the annotation of a GenBank genome assembly. Lineage: Eukaryota; Dinophyceae; Suessiales; Symbiodiniaceae.